Messenger RNA from Tarenaya hassleriana, 1946 nucleotides. Its product is annotated as SNF1-related protein kinase catalytic subunit alpha KIN10. Bases 197 to 1711 code for a protein of 504 amino acids. Gene Ontology annotation, molecular function: ATP binding; protein serine/threonine kinase activity. Gene Ontology annotation, biological process: protein phosphorylation; intracellular signal transduction. Lineage: Eukaryota; Viridiplantae; Streptophyta; Magnoliopsida; Brassicales; Cleomaceae. The record is from RefSeq and is a predicted model, not a curated record. The transcript has 11 exons.
UUUUUUUUUCCUUUGCGCCUACAAACAAGCAACGAGAGAGAGAGAGUCUCUCUCAAUUUCUGGGUUUAAGCUGAUCUGGAGUCAUCGAUCUCGACUCUCUGAUAUUUUUAGCUUGAGGGAAUUUAGGUUUUUCUCUUCCUUCUGCUGCAUUUCUUCUGAAUUCUCCUCUCUCUUGUUUUUGGCUUUUUGAUAGGAAAUGGAGGGAUCAGGGGGUACUAGUCUUAGUGGGAUGGAAUUGAUUACCCUUAACUACAAGCUCGGGAGAACUCUUGGUAUCGGUUCCUUUGGUCGUGUGAAAAUAGCUGAGCAUGCUUUAACCGGACACAAGGUCGCUAUCAAGAUCCUCAAUCGUCGCAAAAUCAAGAGCAUGGAGAUGGAGGAAAAGGUGAGGCGAGAGAUCAAGAUUUUGAGACUGUUUAUGCAUCCCCACCUCAUCCGUCUCUAUGAGGUGAUAGAGACACCGACAGAUAUUUAUGUUGUCAUGGAGUAUGUGAACUCUGGUGAGCUUUUUGACUAUAUUGUAGAGAAGGGUAGGUUGCAGGAGGAUGAAGCUCGCAACUUUUUUCAGCAGAUAAUAUCGGGAGUGGAAUAUUGCCAUCGGAAUAUGGUGGUUCAUAGAGACCUCAAGCCUGAGAACUUGCUUUUGGAUUCUAAAUGCAAUGUAAAGAUUGCUGAUUUUGGCCUGAGCAACAUAAUGCGUGAUGGUCAUUUCUUGAAGACAAGCUGCGGAAGUCCAAAUUAUGCUGCCCCUGAGGUCAUUUCGGGCAAAUUGUAUGCUGGCCCUGAAGUAGACGUCUGGAGCUGCGGUGUGAUACUGUAUGCUCUUUUGUGUGGGACUCUUCCGUUUGACGAUGAAAAUAUUCCAAACCUGUUCAAGAAGAUAAAGGGAGGGAUAUAUACACUUCCAAGCCACUUAUCACCCGGGGCUAGAGACUUGAUUCCGCGGAUGCUGGUGGUAGACCCCAUGAAACGAAUGACAAUCCCUGAAAUCCGUCAACACCCUUGGUUCCAAGCUCAUCUUCCACGCUACUUGGCUGUUCCUCCUCCUGAUACAAUCCAGCAAGCCAGAAAGAUUGAUGAGGAUAUUCUUCAAGAAGUGAUCAAUAUGGGGUUUGACAAGAAUCAUCUCAUUGAAUCUCUCCGCAGUAGAGUCCAGAAUGAUGGAACGGUGACAUACUAUCUGUUAUUGGACAACCGUUUCCGUAUAUGCAGUGGUUAUCUGGGAGCCGAAUUUCAAGAGACUAUGGAAGGUGCUCAUAACCGAAUGCAUCCGGGAGAAACAGUUGCAUCGCCUGUGGGGCAUCACCAAGGAGUGGGAAUGAGAUCACAACAAUACCCUGUUGACAGAAAAUGGGCUCUCGGACUUCAGUCUAGAGCGCAUCCACGUGAAAUAAUGACGGAAGUACUGAAAGCACUGAGGGAACUGAAUGUAUGUUGGAAGAAGGUCGGACAGUACAACAUGAAGUGCAGAUGGGUUCCUAACAGCUCGGAGGGAAUGCUCAAUAAUUCCAUGCAGGACUCCUACUUCGAUUCCAACAUUGUAGAGAAUGAUGCUGCUGCGGUCAAGCCACCAAACGUGGUCAAGUUUGAAAUUCAGUUGUACAAAACAAGGGAGGAGAAGUAUCUGUUGGAUCUGCAGAGGGUGCAAGGUCCUCAGUUCUUGUUCUUGGAUCUCUGCGCUGCCUUUCUUUCUCAGCUCCGUGUCCUCUGAGGUUCUAUGUAUGAAAGCCAAACUCCCACACCCUCCCUUUGCCUCUCCUACUUAUCGUUUAAAAAAUAAUAAUAAUAAUGCAGCGAGUGAUGAUCAUGUAUUUUUUUUUUUUUUUUUUUUUGGCUGCUUUGUACUACCACUGCUACUUUGAGAAUCUCUCUCUUCACUUGUUGCAAGAUGAUGAUGAAGAAGAAGAAGAAUCUAUGUACAUAAGCUCUUGUUCUUUUUUUUUUUU